AUGUCAAAGCAGUGGGCAGACCCUAAGGAUGGCUCUUUCAAAAGACAAGUCUCAUCCUUCAGAGAAGUAAUCUCGAAGACUCAUCCAAUAUACAAACCAGCUGCAAACAGAUACUGGCUAUACGUGUCAUUAGCAUGCCCAUGGGCUCAUCGUGCAUUGUUAACUAGAUCACUAAAACAUUUAAGUAGUGUAAUUGGUGUGGUUGUAGUACACUGGCAUUUGGAUUCAAAGGGUUGGAGGUUCCUACGUUAUCCAACCGAUAAAUCUUCGAUUGAUGAAAAUAUUUAUCAUACUGUUUCGGGUGGUAUUGAUAACACUCAGAGUAUCACCAUGAAACCAUUUGCCUCGAUCCCUAAUGAUUCGGACAGAUUAUGGAUAGAUGGUACUCCAGAUCCAUUAAAUCAAUUCGAAAGAUUGAGCGAUCUUUAUUUGAAGAGUGAUCCAGACUAUUCUUCUAGAUUUACGGUCCCUGUAUUAUGGGAUUCUGAAACAAGCACUAUUGUUAAUAAUGAAAGUAGUGAAAUCAUUAGAAUUUUGAAUAGUGGUGUCUUUGAUGAAUUUGUUACGGGUUCCUCGGAUGCUUCACCUAUCAUUGAUUUGGUGCCAAAGGAAUUAGAACCUCAAAUCGAUGAGUUUAAUUCAUGGGUAUACGAUAAUAUCAAUAAUGGUGUCUAUAAGGCAGGUUUUGCUGAAACUGCAAUUGUUUACGAAAAAGAAGUGAAAAAUGUGUUUCAACAUUUAGAUCGUGUAGAACAAUUAUUAAAGAGUAAAUAUCAAGCUUUAGAGAAAAAAUAUGGUCCUGACUCUAAAGAAAUCUUACAACAUUAUUAUGUUUUGAAUGGUCAAUUGACCGAAUCAGAUGUUAGACUCUAUACAACAAUUGUUAGAUUCGAUCCUGUCUAUGUUCAACAUUUCAAAUGUAAUUUGACCACAAUUAGAGAAGGUUAUCCUUUCAUUCAUUUGUGGUUACGUAAUUUGUAUUGGAAUAACGAUUCAUUCAGAUUAACUACUAACUUCAACCACAUCAAAUUACAUUACACUCGUUCUCAUACAAGGAUUAACCCAUUAAGUCUAACUCCAUUGGGUCCAAAUCCUCAUAUCUUACCUCUAUAA
Maudiozyma barnettii is the source of this 1113-nucleotide messenger RNA. RefSeq names its product S-glutathionyl-(chloro)hydroquinone reductase (gene ECM4). The transcript has a single exon. Lineage: Eukaryota; Fungi; Ascomycota; Saccharomycetes; Saccharomycetales; Saccharomycetaceae. Gene Ontology annotation, cellular component: cytoplasm. Bases 1 to 1113 code for a protein of 370 amino acids. The record is from RefSeq and is a predicted model, not a curated record. Gene Ontology annotation, molecular function: glutathione transferase activity.